Molecule: messenger RNA, 993 nt
Organism: Owenia fusiformis
Lineage: Eukaryota; Metazoa; Annelida; Polychaeta; Sabellida; Oweniidae
Source: the annotation of a GenBank genome assembly
UUAUAGGUGUAUUAUUAUGUCAAAUAAAAUUGAUGACAGCAUCGGGGAAUGGCAAAACUACAUAGAUAAUAUACUUAUGGCUAGGGGAGGGGUGUCUAGAGCAGCAAUCCAUGGAAUAAUAGACGGUAAAAGAUGGGCAACAACGCCUGACUUUGGAGAAAUAUCCCUCUCUGAGAUUCAAUCAUGUAUUGAUGGAUUUAUUGAACCCGAAAAAUUACAAACUGAGGGUAUACGUAUUGCAGGAGAGGCAUUUUCUUUUGUCAAGAUGGAUAUGACUGAUAGCUACAUUUAUUGUAAAAAUCCAAAGACAGGAUGCAUGAUUUGCAAAUGUAAGAAAUGUAUUAUAUUUAGUCAACACGAUGACCCUAACAUUAUAGGACAUUGCAGUGCCACCACGUUAUAUUUAGCUGAUUUUUUGAAAAGUUUCGGCUGCUGAUUAAUUUAUCCAAGGCCUAAUAAAAGAUACAUUUACGACCUUGAACAAGCAUUAUCAUCACUCUCUUGACUUAGACGAUGUCCCGGGGAUACGCCCCCCCCCCACCGGAUACGCCCCGCACCCCUACAUAGUGUUCGUCUGACAAACCGAUUUUGGAAAGAUGACUGUUUCAAUAAACCAACUUUGAAUCAGUUACGCGUUCAACUGACAAAAACACAAAGGAUGACAAUAGAGAAAACUGAUUCUUGAAGAUGAACUCAAUUUUCUCCUGCUGUUUACGUUACCAGCGACAAAAAUCGAAGAACACUUUUAAUACGAAUAACAAGUUUAUUGUAAUGAGUACAAUAGGUAACAUUUGGAAUAUUUGCACAUGAGUUAAUAGCUUUACUGUAACAUUUAAGGGAUAUUUACAUUUGAGCUUUAUCUUCCGUUUUUGCUAAACUUGUAUAGGCCUUCACAAUGGCAUGGAUUUACACAAGUAGUAUAUUAGCCGCUUGUCGGAUAUUUCUGAUGAUCCUAAGCAGUGGAUACAUAUACCCAAAAUUUCUUGUAUACCC